Messenger RNA from Microcebus murinus (gray mouse lemur), 4038 nucleotides. The record is from RefSeq and is a predicted model, not a curated record. Lineage: Eukaryota; Metazoa; Chordata; Mammalia; Primates; Cheirogaleidae.
CAGAGACACUCUGUCUGGCAGUGUUUCUCGUCCGCCAUCUUGAUCCUCCCCUUUGGUAUUUUUGGCAAGAAUACUCUGUAGGUGGUGCUGGGUCCUUCUUACUGUGUUGCAUCAGUGGGCACAUGGUGUCUGGUUGUCACAUUUUCAGAUGAUACGGAUUAGUGGGUGCAGGUAUUGUCAGACUAAUUCCUCUAUUAUAAAGCUCCCUGUCUGCCUUUCACCUGUGGCGUAGCAGUCAUUGAUGGUCAUUGUCAUUGUCUGCUAUUUCUUUAGGGAUUGCAGAACCACUCAAUUUGCAUGCCUCUUGUGUCUGUCAGAUGUAAUUCUUCUAUUCCUCUUUAAACAUAUGGUGAUUUCAUUGGGGUCUUGGGAGGGGUCGGAAGUAAAUUUGUGGUUCAGUUCACCAGCUUGACAGCUGCUACAGUGUGGGUUUGGACGUUCAGUGUAGGUGAACACCGAAGCCAUCUAAGAAGUUGCCACGCCUGGAGAAUUAGGUAGUGUGAGACAAGUACAGGGCCAGAAGCAUGCUAGACAGUAAGCACCGCCCCCAAGCCAUAGGUGCAAUUGCUCUGUGGAAGUGCAUUGAGCUUGGGUUUCAGGUACUUUUCUGUUGAUAUGUUACAUUUAAAUUAAAACAUUGUAUAUGACCACAAAAUGUAGAAGCAGUAGAAACAAUCAAGGGUACCAGAUCUGGGCAGGUCUGUAGGAGGAAAACCAAGAAAUUGGCAUUAACCCUGAAGUGUUUCAUUGAAGGUCGUGGUCAGCACUUUCAAAUGCUGCAGAAGUUUAAAGAAGAUGAAGACAGAGAUUGAACUUUGGGCUUGGCAAUCACAAAUCAUUAGAGAUCUUGUUAUGUGAAGGUGGAGGAGAAACAGUUCAGCUGGACAUGGUGAAAGUCAACAGUGAAGACCUGACUGCGAGGGCUGGCCCAGAUCAGAGGAACCAGUGACCUUCAAGGAUGUGGCCGUGGACUUCACCCAAGAAGAGUGGGGACAGCUGGACCUUGUUCAGAGGACCCUCUACCGUGAUGUGAUGCUGGAGACCUAUGGCCACCUACUUUCUGUGGGAAAUCAGAUCACCAAGCCCGAGGUCAUCUCCCUGUUGGAGCAAGGAGAAGAGCCAUGGUCGGUGGAACAAGCAUAUCCUCAAAGCACUUGUCCAGAAUGGGUGAGAAAUCUUGAAAGCAAAGCAUUGAUCCCAACACAGAGCAUUUUUGAGGAAGAACAAUCCCAUGGCAUGAAGUUGGAAAGAUACAUAUGGAAUGAUCCUUGGUUCUCCAGGUUAGAAGUUUUGGGAUGUAAAGACCAAUUAGAAAUGUAUCACAUGAACCAGAGUACAGCUAUGAGGCAAAUGGUCUUCAUGGAAAAGCAAGUACUGUCUCAAAGAAGCUCUGAAUUCUCUGAACUUGGGGCAGAGUGUAGCCAGAACGUAAACUUUGUUCCAUCUCAGGGAGUUUCUCAGAUAGAACAUUUCUAUAAGCCUGAUACACAUGCUGAAAAUUGGAGAUGUAACUCAGCCAUAAUGUAUGCAGAUAACAUUACCUGUGAAAAUAAUGAUUAUGACAAAGCCUUCUACCAGUCUGUUAAACCUAUUGACCCUAUAGGAGUGCAAACCAGAGAUAAUCUUUUCAGAUGUACUGAUGCUGUUAAAUCUUUCAAUCAUAUAAUACAUUUUGGUGAUCAUAAAGGAAUGCAUACAGGAGAAAAACUCUAUGAAUAUAAGGAAUGCCAUCAAAUCUUUAACCAGAGCCCAUCAUUUAAUGAACAUCCAAGACUGCAUAUUGGAGGAAACCAGUAUGAUUACAAAGAAUAUGAGAAUAUCUUUUACUUCUCAUCCUUUAUGGAACAUCAAAAAAUUGGUACUGUAGAGAAAACAUAUAAAUGCAAUGAGUGGGAAAAAGUUUUUGGAUAUGACUCAUUCCUUACUCAACAUACAAGUGCUUACACUGCAGAGAAACCCUGUGAAUAUAAUGAAUGUGGUACGUCUUUCAUUUGGAGCUCUUACCUUAUUCAACAUAAGAAAACUCAUACUGGAGAGAAACCCUAUGAAUGUGAGAAAUGUGGAAAAGUGUUUAGGAAUCGUUCAGCCCUUACUAAGCAUGAACGGACUCACACUGGAAUAAAACCCUAUGAAUGUAAUAAAUGUGGAAAAGCCUUCAGCUGGAAUUCUCAUCUUAUUGUACAUAAGAGAAUUCAUACAGGAGAAAAACCUUAUGUAUGUAAUGAAUGUGGGAAAUCUUUCAACUGGAACUCCCAUCUUAUUGGACAUCAGAGAACUCAUACUGGAGAGAAACCCUUUGAAUGUACUGAAUGUGGGAAAUCUUUCAGCUGGAGCUCCCAUCUUAUUGCCCAUAUGAGAAUGCAUACUGGAGAGAAACCCUUUAAAUGUGAUGAAUGUGAAAAGGCUUUUAGAGAUUACUCAGCCCUUACUAAACAUGAACGAACUCACUCUGGAGCAAAACCAUAUAAAUGUACUGAAUGUGGAAAAUCCUUUAGCUGGAGCUCCCAUCUUAUUGCCCAUCAGAGAACUCACACGGGAGAGAAACCCUAUAAUUGUCAGGAAUGUGGCAAAGCGUUCAGAGAACGCUCAGCCCUCACUAAACAUGAAAUAAUUCAUUCUGGAAUUAAGCCCUAUGAAUGUAAUAAAUGUGGAAAAUCUUGUAGCCAGAUGGCUCACCUUGUUAGGCAUCAAAGGACUCAUACUGGAGAAAAGCCCUAUGAAUGCAAUAAAUGUGGAAAAUCCUUCAGUCAGAGCUGUCACCUUGUUGCUCAUCGGAGAAUUCACACUGGUGAGAAGCCCUAUAAAUGUAAUCAGUGUGAAAGAUCUUUUAACUGUAGCUCUCACCUUAUUGCACACCGGAGAACUCAUACUGGAGAGAAACCAUACAGGUGUAAUGAAUGUGGAAAAGCAUUUAAUGAGAGUUCUUCCCUUAUUGUACACUUGAGAAAUCAUACUGGAGAAAAGCCCUACAAAUGUAAUCAUUGUGAGAAAGCUUUCUGUAAGAAUUCUUCUCUUAUUAUUCAUCAGAGAAUGCAUAGUGGAGAGAAACGCUUUAUAUGCAAUGAAUGUGGAAAAGCCUUUAGUGGUCACUCAGCCCUACUUCAACACCAGAGAAAUCACAACGAAGAGAAACUGAAUUGAAUUGAUGAGAGGUUUUUCUUUUAUUGUAUGUUUGAUAUUACAUUGAAAAAACCGUAUAAAAAUAAUCAAGAGGGGAAAAUUUUCAUUGAGACUUCUCCCCUUAUUAUUUAAUAGGAAAUAUCUUAGAAGAUACCCUAUGAAUGAAAGGAAUAGGGAAAAGCUUUCAGUGCUUACAUAGCUCUUAUUCAACAUCAAAUAAUUACAGUGAAGGAAACUCUAAACUCCCCUUAUGGUCCACUAGGAAUAUAUACUUGAGGAACAUGACUGUGGGGAAUGAGGCGUCUUUUAGCAAGAGCUCUCACCUAUUUGUAGAUCACCAUGAAUUAAUGGGAAAAACCCUUAUGUCGAGAAAAGUGUUUUGACUGGAAAUACACUUUUUCAUCACGCUUGAGUAUUGAUUGGAAAACUUUACAAUAACAUUUUGUGCAUAAUUAUAGAUUUUGCUACUAAAAGGGAAGAAUCUAGGUGCCCUUUAAGGAAUAGAAUACGAAAUACUAAAUCUGAAUUUAAGUAAAGAAUAGUAUUGAAUGGUGCAUUUACUGUUGAUCAAGAUUAACCUUAGAAAAGAUUAGUAAAUGAGAUUACUAAUGGUGGAAAAGUUAUCACCUAUAGGUAUGAGACUGACAUUGGAGCAAAAGGUGAUACCUGAUAACCCAGUGUGUCAGUGUCCAUUGUUUAUUCACUGCAUUGUUAGGCAAUUACUUUGUAAUUUGUUUUAGGCAGUCACUAUAAAUUAUAAUUAUGGAUACUGCAUCAGUACACAUUACAUGAAGAAAUAAAGAACACAGAAUUGUAUAUACAUAUUUGCUAUAACAGAUCUAAAAAAGUAUAUAAGGCUGGUCGCCGGUGGCUCACGCCUGUAAUCCUAGCACUCUGGGAGGCUGAGGCGGGCGGAUU